AUGAGGAAGGCAGCGCUGGUGGUUUGGAUCAGCCUUUUGGUGCAAGUGUCCCACGGUGCUCACGGAAAUUAUGCCCGCAAACUGCUGGUUGACCUGAUGGAGAACUACUCCAACGCUCUGAGGCCAGUGGACGACACAGACAAAGUCCUCAACGUGACUCUGCAGAUCACCCUGUCACAGAUCAAAGAUAUGGAUGAAAGGAACCAGGUGCUGACCACGUACCUGUGGAUCAGGCAGAUCUGGCAUGACGCCUACCUGAAGUGGGACAAGGAGGACUACGAUGACCUUGAGAUGAUCAACAUCCCAAGCGACCUGGUUUGGAAGCCCGACAUCGUCCUGUACAACAAGGCAGAUGAGGACUCUGCAGAUGGAUCCAGCACUAAUGUGAAGCUGCGUUAUAACGGAGAGAUCAUCUGGGACUCUCCAGCGAUCACAAAGAGCACGUGUGUGGUGGACGUCUCCUACUUCCCCUUCGACUGGCAGCAGUGCAAGCUGACCUUCGGCUCCUGGACCUACAACGGCAACCAGGUUGACAUCAUUUUGGGGAUGGACAAAGGUGACCUGUCGGACUUUGUGGAGAACGUAGAGUGGGAGUGCCACGGCAUGCCGGCAGUCAGAAACGUCAUUAUGUACGGCUGCUGCUCCGACCCUUACACCGACAUCACCUACACCCUGCUCCUGAAGCGCCGCUCCUUGUUCUACAUCUUCAACCUGCUCCUGCCCUGCUUCCUCAUCUCCUUCCUGGCCCCGCUGGGCUUCUACCUGCCGGCCGAUUCGGGGGAGAAGGUUUCCCUCGGGGUGACGGUGCUGCUGGCGCUCACCGUGUUCCAGUUAUUGGUGGCCGAGAGCAUGCCUCCUGCAGAGAACAUGCCCUACAUAGGGAAGUACUAUAUAGUCACCAUGACUCUGAUCACAGCCUCCACGUCCCUCACCAUCUUCAUCAUGAACAUUCAUUUCUGUGGCGCCGAGGCCAAGCCGGUGCCCCACUGGGCCAAGGUGCUCAUCUUAGACUACAUGUCCAAAAUAUUAUUUGUCUACGAGGUGGGGGAGAACUGCACCACGGCGCAGAGCGAGAAGGCCCCACUGUACCCGGAGGAGUCGGCGAAUGACGGUGACGGCUAUUUCCACGAGUACCGCCCCGACGGCAGUCCGCACGAGUACAGCGACGGCCACGGCGCGCGUCAUCAGGGCAAGCAUCACAAAAGCCAGGCCAAUGGCAACGCCAACAAUAGCCGCCUCCAGUACAACCACAACAGCAGCCACGCCGCCAGGCUGGAGAGGGGCGAGGGGAGGCGGGAGCCCACACAGCGCGACCACCAUGUCAGGAGGGCCGAGCUGGUCCACGCGAAGGAGCAGCUCCUCUACCCCACAGAGACACUUCAAGUCCCAGCCUGCCCCUGCUGCUGCCCCUGCUCCCAGCAUCAACAGGUGGUGAAGAACAUCCAGUACAUCACCAACUGCUUCCGGGAGCAGAAGGCCACGUGUGUCAAGGCCGCCGAGUGGAAGAAGGUCGCAAAGGUGAUGGACAGGUUUUUCAUGUGGAUAUUUUUCGUCAUGGUUUUCCUCAUGAGCAUCCUCAUCAUCGCCAAGGCAUCCUGA
This is a messenger RNA of Pseudoliparis swirei, 1599 nucleotides long. RefSeq names its product cholinergic receptor, nicotinic, alpha 9a (gene chrna9a). Gene Ontology annotation, biological process: chemical synaptic transmission; signal transduction; regulation of membrane potential. Bases 1 to 1599 code for a protein of 532 amino acids. Gene Ontology annotation, cellular component: postsynaptic membrane; synapse; neuron projection. NCBI's taxonomy places the organism in Eukaryota, Metazoa, Chordata, Actinopteri, Perciformes, Liparidae. The transcript has 7 exons. Gene Ontology annotation, molecular function: acetylcholine-gated monoatomic cation-selective channel activity; transmembrane signaling receptor activity. The record is from RefSeq and is a predicted model, not a curated record.